UGGCUAGAUUUGCCAAACCGAAACUGAUUCAAGAUCAUUUUGAUGAGAUAUUGCGAUUUCAAAUCGAGGCUAAAGAAACUGCAUCUGAGUCUGCGUUGCGCUUAUGGAGCAUGAUCGAGCAAAUUCCAAAAGCAGAAUUAUCCGAAGAGGUUAUUACUGGGUUUGUCAUAUCUGUUUUAUGCCAGAAGGAUAACUUGAUACGUAGAGAGCUAACAUCCCAUGUCGUUACUACUCGCGCUCAGCUAUUUCGAAUUCUUAAUGGCAUCUCGCUGAAACGCCGGACGGAUAAUACGGACGGGUGUCAAGACCCUGAUGUGAAGCGACCGCGGGUGACAGAUACGAGGUUUCUUGGCAAAUGUCAUCGUUGUGGCGUAAGGGGUCACAAACAGUUUGAAUGCAAAUCGCGUAAGGAAGAUCAAGUAUCGAAGCCUUCAGAUUAUUCAACUUCCACCAACAAGCAAGACAAAACCAUUACCUGCUUUUCGUGCGGAAAGACUGGACACACAUCACCAACUUGUCCCGACAAGAAGAGGCCCGGUGGGUUAGCGAACAAAGAAGUCAACCUCUGCGGCCAUGACCCCUCCAGAUCCUCGCUGGAGACAUCUUCCGGACGCCAUUAAACUACUACGUCCGAGGACGGACGAUUGUCAGUCUGGCCGUGUCGGCGCCGCCGUAGAGAAUAUGAGAAUACGUCGGAUUAGAGUGACAGCUGAGGAAGUGUCACUCUGACGGAGCGUCAAGUUGGGAGCAGCGCGGGAACUUUGACAUAAAGAAAAAGGCCCGCGCGCCCUCACCAGGCGAAUCGUCUCAAUUCGACGUCGUAAUUUAGUUUAUUGUUUGUUUAUCACCAUAAUUGUUAUUUCUUACUAUAAAGUGUACUCAAGACAG
Messenger RNA from Helicoverpa zea (corn earworm), 888 nucleotides. RefSeq lists its product as uncharacterized. NCBI's taxonomy places the organism in Eukaryota, Metazoa, Arthropoda, Insecta, Lepidoptera, Noctuidae. Gene Ontology annotation, molecular function: nucleic acid binding; zinc ion binding. The record is from RefSeq and is a predicted model, not a curated record. The coding region runs from base 111 to 620 and encodes 169 amino acids. The transcript is spliced from 2 exons.